Messenger RNA from Oenanthe melanoleuca, 18002 nucleotides. RefSeq names its product chromodomain helicase DNA binding protein 2 (gene CHD2). Gene Ontology annotation, molecular function: ATP hydrolysis activity; chromatin binding; ATP-dependent chromatin remodeler activity. The transcript has 44 exons. NCBI's taxonomy places the organism in Eukaryota, Metazoa, Chordata, Aves, Passeriformes, Muscicapidae. Gene Ontology annotation, cellular component: nucleus; chromatin. Gene Ontology annotation, biological process: regulation of transcription by RNA polymerase II; nucleosome organization. The record is from RefSeq and is a predicted model, not a curated record. Bases 10115 to 15334 code for a protein of 1739 amino acids.
CUUCCCCGCCGCAGUGAGGAGCGACCGGGCGGCCAUGUUGUGCGGGGGGAGGGGAGCAAGGAGUUGAGAGGAGACGGCGGAGGCUCCCUCACACACACGGCACAAGAUGGCCGGGGAGCAGCCGCACCUCCCGCCCGUCUCCCGGCGCUCUCCCCGCCGCUCGCACCGGGGACGCCCGGCGAGCGCUCUCGGUGCCGCUCCCGGGCGCCAGAUCGGGCCCGGCGCUCUGUGGGCUCCGGGGCUUCGGAGGGCGGCGAGCUGGGCUGCCGAGCGGGGCUGCCGACGGUCGGGCAGCAAUGGCGCCGGGCUGCGGAGCCCUGCCCGCGCCGCUCCCUCGCCGGGCGGGCGUGGGGCUGCCCUUGACCGCGGGCAGGGAGAGCCGGCAGCAGCGUCCCGUCCUCGGGGCCCCGGGUGCCUGCCAGCGGGGCUGCUCUUCGCCGGGUAGAAUUUCAUGAACAGAACUGUAUUUCCUGACUGGCUUCCAGAGGAUUCGUUCAUGCCUUAUUUUUCUUAGGAGUGUUACUGGAUAUUGAUCUUCCAAAGAUUCAGAUGACUGGUUGGGCAAAAGACCUUGAGCAAAAUUCUGUACUUUGCGUGCCAGAUGUGUUGAGGAAUUGAUUGACACAUUGUAAGCAAAAUAGCUGCUCUUGGUUGAAGUACUGAAUCCAUUCAGAUGAAGAGUGUCAAAAGGAGUCUACGAAUGAGACACCAAGAUGGCAGUUCCACUGGGGAUUGAGAGGUUGAGGAAGUGGACUAAGGCUUGAGUGCUGGGAUGUCUGUCCAAGAAAAGGAUGUUAAAACGUGGACUCUCAUGUUAUUAAACCAGAGAAGAUCUGGGUUGUGAUCAUCUUAUCAAAAUGGACUUUGCAUUUGAAUUAAUCAGUGACUAUCCAAUGAUGGAUCUGUUUGAGGACUGGGUGGCAAAAUUUUCUUUUUGGGUUGUGUUUGCAUGACAGGCAAAUUAAUUUGGUAAAAGAUCUGUUGCUACCCCUUUUGAAAAAAUGUAAUUUAUAAAGUGAAUUUAAAUAAAAGGUUUUGCUUUAUUUCACACUUUGUGUUGGUCCUUUCUGGCUGAAUAUUUUUUAUUGUGUUGGUAUUGAAGUGGGCUACUUUUUUUUGGUUGCUAUUAAACUGAGAAAUACUUCAGCUAAAUACUGAAGGCGAGGUAAAAUUUUGUGCUAUACUUGGUAUCAAAUGUGGUUUUCAUUUGCAAAUUAUGUUCAUUUUGCCAUGACUUUCAAUGAAUUUUUAUUCGCUGGCUUGUUCAUUCAGGUGCUUAAUAUGAGGAGUUUUCAGUACUUGGCCUAUUGUCAGGGCACUGCUGCUGAAGUUUGUGAAGUUAUUUUAAGAUGGAAUUGAUACCAAUUGAAGGCUGAGAAAAUAAGACAAUAAAGGAGUACUUGAAUGCUUUGUGUAACUUUUUUAGGUAUGUUCUUGGGUUGUGGUGUGGGUACAGAAACUUUUCAACAGAUUUCCUGGACUACAGACUUCCUGAACAGUCUCUUUGGUCUUAAAAUUGUUCUGUGCAAGUGUCCAAUCUGCUUCACUGCUCUUGCAUGUAGCCUUAGUGUCAUGAUAUUGUGCCAUUGUUUGAUGAGAAAAAACUGAGUAUUUUUGAUAUUGCAUUUGAUACAGGUGAUAUAUUAACCUUUGCAAAUCAAUUUUAAAAUGGUUCUAAUAUUUUGAAGUCAUUAUUUCCUUACAGGUUUCUGGUGGAUCUAAUAAUUUAACUGUAGGCAUUUCUUCUCAUUUAUGUUUCAUCUGAAACUCAGAGUUGUCUUUGUUUUGUGCUGGAGGGCCAAGGUGACAAACCUGGUGCUAAGAUACCUUGAAAUUAUCUUUGCAAACCCCCAAAAAAUCCUGUUCAUUGUCUAUGUUUUAACCGUUUGGCUUGCUCAGACUUUUUUGGAAAUGCCCAUUUUUGCCAUGAUGAGUUGCUCAUAGCUGUUCCAUCCAGCCAUUUUGGUGGUACACACUUGCCCCAGUUUGGUUUUGCCAUAUGUUUUUAUGGUGGAGUUGGAUACUGUGGGUCUUCUGAAGGGUUUCUCAUUCAAAUGAGUGGAUUUCCUGAGUGUUACCAAGAAUGCUUGGAAUGGUCUUGCAUUGGGUUCUUUUAGUUCUUGCAGUCAAGGUGCAAGCAGUCUUCUGUGAAUAAUUGGUAAAGUGGAUUUUUUUUUUAAUGGUUUGUGGCAUUGAAGAGUUCCUAAUGAAACCCCUUGUGGAAAGAGGAUAGAUGGUUGUAGGAGAUAAAUGGCAGGUCUGUGGAGGAAUUAAAAGGGAUGGUGUUGGUUCUACUGGUGGAAGCCAAUGGUUUUGGGCUGUUGGGAUGCUGUGCCGUGGAUGUUCCCAUAGAAACCCAAACUAGCCCAUUGCCCCUUUGUCCUCCAGUGGUCCCCCAGUGGCUGAUGCCUCUGUCUUGUUGUGAUGCCUAUGAAUAUGCCAGAUGUCCUUGUGCUUUAAGGGGUUGUUUUUGGUCCUGGAAUACAACUGGCAGUCAGAAUCAAGUGGUCAGGGAAUACUUGGAUCACCUCCAUUCCCUUGGUGAUACAUCCUCUUGAUUCCAGGAUGUUGUGUUGGAGAUGUCCAUUGAUUGAUUUGCAAUUCUGCAGCUUGGCUAUUGUGCAGCUUUAAAACUAAUUUGUUGUGCUACGAUCUGUUAAUGACCAUGAAUGGGUUAAGAAUGUGCAUUGGAAAUAAGCAGUUUGAUGGUGUUGGACUGACAUGACCGCAGUGCCUUGGUGUAGCUGAUGGCAAUGGCGUGGCUGUCGGAUUUGAGCUGUUGGGGGAAACCACUAGGGAGGCGCUGUGGAGCUGGAGGGCAGUCUCAGCUCUGCAGGGUUGGCUUGGCAGCGGCUGAUGCUCCUGUCCCCCCCUGCCAGUGCCAGCACUGGGGGGCAAAGGGGAGAGCUCCUGUCUGGGGAUUCUGCCACCGAACUGGGGGGAAGCUGCCCCUUGGGUGGGGUGACCCCCAGGGUGGGCUGCUGCUGCCUGCAUGGCUGUGAGCUCCACUUCCAUGCCUUCAAAAUGGCUUGUAACAGCACCACUUCCUGUCCAGGGAGGAAGUAAUUUUAGCCCAGGCACUGAAAUAUUUAGCAAAUCUUUAAAACAAAAGGCACAAAUUCCAUUUCUUUCUGGCUUCCAAAGGGUGCCUGAGCCACAUGGGGUUAAGGUGCCCCUUGAGCUGGGGUAGUUGGAAGGAGCCAGGGCUGUGGGGUAGCAGGCACUCUUUAGGUGGAGGCUCUCUCUUUUUUUGGUAGAAAUGAAGGGGUGGGUCUAUGGUACAUCACCUGAGUUGUGGGGUAAAUGUAGAGAGUGUCAAUCAAAGGCAGAGCUCAGAGCUGGGAAGGAGCUCUAGAUGGCGGCUGUGCCUUAGAGAGAGCGCGCUCAGCUCCGUGCCUUCCCCAACACUUUACGCAACUUUCCCUAACUUUCAGGCAGCCUCAGGGGGCCCCCACAGCCCCUUGCCUCUCCUAGGCACUAAUCGGGGGCCGAGCGGACCUUUUUCGGGCAGAAAAGCAGCUUUUGAGGGCUCCCUUUUCGUGCCUUGCUGGAAAGAAGAAGCCGUGGAGAGAGCCCAGGUCGUUGUUUUUCCAGCUUAGAAGCCAUGGCGUACCUCCAUUUUUGUGCGCUCUCCUAAUGAGCUUUUUCCCCCGGACAUUUUUGUACUAAUUACCGCUUCUUUUGCUUUAUCGGCAGCAUAUUUUUGGGAUUAGAAUAUAUAUAUUUUUUUCAUUUUCUGAAAUUUGUAUUUUGUCGGUAUAAUUCUAAAUAUUUUGGAUCUAAUGUUUUUCCACUACCCGAAACUAAUAUCGACUUGGUCCUGGCGGCGGUGCAUGGAUCAGUAAAUACCUGGGCACAGGACUUCAAAGCAAACAGACACCCCUGACCCCCUUUUAAUAUUUAAGAAUAAAAAGAUGAUGAGAAAUAAGGACAAAAGCCAAGGAGAGGAGGGUUCAGUCCACAGCAAUGCAUCGAGCUUUAACCCUUUGUGAAACUGUCCGGAGGCUUUUUUGAAAAGGAAGUGUGCAUGAUCAGUGCGGGACACAAAAAGAAUAAUGUGCAAGGAAUUCACAUGAAUCAUGAUGUAAUCUGUGUGCAGCACAAAGGAGAUUGUUCUUGUUUUGCUUUGUUACUUCUGUUUCACAUUACCCUGUGAAGGAAGUGUCUCAUCUAAUUACGCAUGCACAGUCCUGAGGCUUUCAACUCCCCUGUUUUGUGAUUGCUGCCAGAGAUGGAUACAGCAUAUACAGUGCUAUAAAAAGGGCUCACCAACUGCAAGAAGCUACUUUUAGCUGUCAUUCAUUGUCUUCUGGAUUGUUCUUUUUUUAGUUAAACAUCUUAAGCUAAUUAAUCAAAUCGUGUAGAUUCUCUAAAAUGCAUGACUUUUGCUGAAUAAAAAUUGGAAAAUGGGAAUAAAGAGCUCACCUGGGUAAUGGUGUAACCCAGUUUCUGUGCCGGGGCAGGGGCACUGCCAUGGCCGAGUGCACGUGUGUGCAGGCGUGUUCCCAACUCCAUGAGCGCCUUCAGCCCAGGGAAGGUGACGUGGCUCGGAUCUGCGAUCUGUUUCCCGUUCUGCCGGGUUGAUGUUUCACCUGCCGCACUCUGAGGGCAGCAGCUGCCCUUAUCUGCACCUUCCCCACUUCCUCCAGCGCUGGAGCCGAGCUGUGGCUCCGUGCUGCCAUUUCUGAGAACGCAGAUCCUGGCUGUGCCUGGGGCUGCCAUAACCACACUCCUGCCUUCAAACAAACACUUCCACUGGGGGCUUUGACUGGGCUCAGGAGGGCCAGGAAGGCACCAAUGUUUUAUUUUAAUCUUCCAACUCGGUAUAGGGAUAAACCAAUUCCUGUCUUUGUUUUCAUGUUUCACCCCUCAGAAAGUUGCACGUAGCAUUGACAGGUUACUGAGCUGCCAGAUUUGUCUCUGAGGAAUUUUUAUACUGGGGCAUCUCUUAAUUCAGGUUUAUCAGUGAUGGUUUUGAAGAGCAGGUGAGAGUAGCAGUGGCAGAUGCAGACUGCCCUGAGGUGAAGUACCUGAGACAGUGAGCAGGAGUCUAGGACUGAACUGCAGAUUCUGAUCCAUGGACUGGCUGCUUUUGAACUCGAGACAGCCCAAGUAAACCUACUUUGGGUGGGUUUGGCAGCUUACACUGUAAUUGCAUCUCCUGAUACAUAAAUGUAGGUGUGUGUAUCCACUGUAUCUUGUUUCAUGUUGCAUACAAUGGUCCCAGCAGGAAUUGUGAUGUUAAAUUAGGCUGCUAAGUUCUGGAGAUGGAAAAAGCUUCUAAAUCUCUCCUUGCCCCUAGCUGAAAUCCAGCUCAUGAAAGAACUGAUAAUGGCUGGAGAAAGCUUCUGUUCUGCUUUCUCUCUCUUCUCCUUCAAAGAAAAUAAAUACAAACAGCACAGCACUGGGGGAGGGGAUGGCCUGGAUUACCACAGUUAGAUAGAAGCAGCCUUCUAGCAAAGGAUGUGCUGUUCCACUGACAUGGUGUCUCACAUCAAUCUUUCUGGUGUGCUGAAAUACCACGUGAAGAUGCUCUUUCAGUAAGUGCUAGUGUGUACUUAAAUCCACCUUUCACAUCCCUUAGGGGAGCCUUGAAAUUAAAGAAAAAAAGUACAGAGGAAAAGUUCACCCCUAGUAACUUGCAGUGAAGCUUUUUUAAGUCUGUCACACUGUUAAUGCCUCAUUUUCUUAGAGCAGGGAGUGUCUUUGGAUAUAAUGAGCCAAGUGUUGCCGAGUCUUUCCAAAUGUGCAGCAGCUCAUUUUACAUUACAGUUUGUAAUGCACUGCUGCUACACAAAUUAUAAUUUUCAAUCUUCACUAUCCUUUAUAUUUACCUGUGGGCUGAGAUAACCUACUCGGUAAUACAUGUGCUUUUUUUACCUUGACUAAUAAGGGUUAAAAAUUAAAAAAUUUUUAACAGUGAUCUCAGAUUCCUUUCUGGUAUUGUGCUGGAAGUGCUGGCAUGACUUUUGAUCUUGGCAGGGCUCAGUGCAGUGUCUGCCAAGCUCCACAGACGGGAUGGGAUGGUUAACACUUCACUGCUCACCAACCUUUACCCCAGCUAUGAACAAGGGUGUUGCAAUGUCAAGAAUCCACUGACUCCAGAACACCCGACUCCUGUUGCACCAAUUAAUGUUUCUUGCAAGUGUUAUUGUUAAGUAUAGAUGACUUAAUAGAAUUGCUAAUACUUUAAUUAUACGAGUCGUUUGCACCUCUCUCAUGGGGAGGAAUCUCUGUGCUUCACUACAGAGUUGUCACCAGUUGAGAUCUGAAUGCCAUUUGCUGUCUGUAAAACUUUGGAUAGUGAUGAGCCUUAAAUGUCUUGGUUAAAAACAGUCACUUUGAAUAACCCCCUCAAGCCAGAUCAGGCUCCCUUCUUCUGAACUACAGGUCACCUGGAGCCAUAAAGGAAUUUCUGCCCCAUCAUGCAGGGACAGCCUGAUGACGAUGUGCACCCCCGGGCUCCUGCUGCUCUCCCUGGCUGGGGUGAGGAGGAGCUGGGAGCUGCCAGGAGCCAGCGGGGUUCUCCCGCUGCUGUGGGAUGUGGAGCCCGGAAAGGCUUCGCUGCCUCCCGGGGAGGGAGAGAUGGGCCCUUUCAAACCCUGAGAACUGCAAUUGUUCUCCCCUUUCUGUGCAGGGAAAGGGAAGGAUGCUGUCUUGGAGAUUAUCAAUGGUGCUCCUUAAUCAACCAGACAGGUUUUGACUCCUUUUGUCCCUCUGCUGUUCUUUUUCUCUUUUUUUUUUUCUCUUUUCCCAUUAAACAUCCCAAGCAUUUUUAGCCUCUGGCUUAAAGAUCAGAGAGGAGAGAGCCAGCUCUCCCCAUCAUUAAUGAAUUGAUCCUUUUGCCUGCUGGUGCAAGCACAACACAGUGUCUUCCUAGUGGAGGAAAAACCCUCACCAACUUUUGGAAAGUCUGUGUCAUUCAGGAUAGCCCAAUGUGCUUUGCUGAACUGCAGCGAGUAGUGAGGGGUAUAUUUAGCUCUGCCUUUGGCAUUUGGGAGUCCUGUGCUGAGGUAAGUAGCAGUGGCCAGAAUAGGCUGGAAAGCCUCACAGCCUAGUUCAAGUGGAUAUUUUGGAUAGAUACUUCUUGGAUGCGUAAUCCCUCAGCUGGUACAGCAGCACAGCUGUGCCCAGCGCUGUGUAAAUGUAAUUAACACCCAACCCUGCAAACCGAGUUUGCAGGCACAGGUGGGAGAAGUGUGGAUUCUCCAUGAGAACUUACCACGUGUCUGUUUAAGGAAAAAAAAAAAAAAAAAAAAAAAAAAGUUGCUGAUCAUAAAGUGAGGUUAGGGAAAUAUUUUUAUGCUUCUUUGAAGAACAUGGUAAACUGGAAGGGGCAGCCCUGUCACCGUUGGAGUUUGUUGUGCCCCUUUAAAGCAGACCCAGAUUUGGACAAAUAAUCCUUUGAGUAUUCAAAGUUGCUUGAGACUUACUCCUAAACAGUAUGAGGAGCCUGGUUGCAUUUAGGAUAUUGUAAUUUAAGUUCCUGCUUGAAGACAGUCAAUGUGUAAAAGUACCAUGCAUAGGUAUGGAGAGUAGAGGAGCAGGACUAUUUUUCUUCUUUCUCUUCCCCCCAUUUCUACUUUUCCCUGCAGGAAAUAAACUGGGAAAAGCUCUUUCACCAAAUGACCCUUCUCAAGGUUUCUCACUCAGAAAAUCUGCCUUGGGAGACAGGCAAGGACCAAUCACUUUUUAGCAGACUUUCAGAGUAAAAUCAAGGGAACUGAAAACGCUAGGAAUUUACUUAUUUAUCUUCAGUGUCACAAUCUGUCCUUCGCUUGGCUCUCCUGCACACUCCAUGUGCCGUGUCUGUAUGGCCUUGUCUAUGAUUCUGUGGUAUUUGCUCAGUCCUCUGUGGUACCCAUAUUAUCUUUAUCCAGUGAUCUAUAGCAAGAACCCAUCUUGUGUUCCUCUCCCUGGCUUGUUGAGCCUAAAGGUUAAAUUUAGUUUAGUGCCUUUUUACAGCUACCCUGUGACUUGAGUAACACAUAUCAGCAUUGACGAUGCUUGUUUGUAUUUGCAAUAUAUGUAGACAUUUCACAUAUGUUUAUAUAGAAACAUAGAAUGGUUUGUGUUGGAAAGGACAUUCCUACCUCCCUGCCAUAGGCAGGAACACAUUCCCUUAGACCAUGUUGCUCAGAGCCCCAUACAACCUGCCUCAAAUGCUUUCAAGCAAUGGAGCAUUCACAAACUGUCUGAGCAACCUGCUCCAGUGCUUCAGCAAGCUCACAGUAAGCAAUUUUUCCCUGAUAUUUAAUCUAAACCCACUUCCUUUCAGUUUGAAGCCAUUCCCUUAUCCUGUCACUUCUUGUAAAUAGUUUUUCUUCAUAAUAGGGAACAUCACAUUUAUAGAUCAGAUAUUCAAAGGAAAUGUUUAAUAGCAGCACACUUCUCAUCUUGGUGUAUUUGUCCUUUUUGUGGUUUGUCGCCCUGCUUGUGUAUCCCAUAGUUUGUGCAGGUCACUUUAGGAAGACAGACCUGUUUAAAUAGUUUUAAGUUGGUGGCCUGCAGUGGCUUUGCUGCUCUGUGCUUCGGAAUAAAUCUCAGGCUGGUUCUGCUGGUGGAUGGGAGUGGCUUGGAGCAGCUGGCAGCCUGAGCUGAAGAGCUGUGGGGGCCCAGGAGCUCCUCUCAGGUAGAGCUGGCUCUGCCAGGCACCUGGUCUGGACCCUGCCACGGUCCUGCCAAGCCAGCGGGGCUGUGGGGAUAGGGCAUGGAGUUGGGCUGACCCAGCAGCUGCCUCCAACCCUGGGCUGCUCACCCCCUUCUCAGGAUCUGUUAGAUUGGAAAAGACCCCUGAGAUCAUGGAGUCCAAGCUAUUGUUGUGUUGUCUACUCAGCAACUCGCUGCACUGCCAAGUGCAGUUUAUUUCCACUGUCCCUGUUACUGUGAAGGCUGGGUCUGGGCCAGGCUGAAGCUGGUGCUGACCUGCUGUUUCUCUGGGCUAUCCAGCUGUGAUAUCAGGAAAUCUGGCUGGUCCAGCCAUGCUGGGAACAUGGGCUGCAGGCUGAGGAGGCAUGGGAGCAGGGAGGGGCUGCGUCCCAGCCACCUGCCCGGGGCAUUUUGGUGUCAGCAAGCCGUGGAUGUGCACCUGGGUGUCAGUUACCCACAGCGCUGCUGACGCUGUGGCCAGCAAUGCACAGGAGUUACAUACAACGGUUCCUUCUGUCAUCCAGCCCCUGAUGUGAUCCAGCCAUGGGACAAUCUGCCAAGGUCCUUCUCCAGCCUUCACAGGGUGGUUUUGCUGGUGCCGAAUCCCUGCAGAGCUUGCGAAGCACAGUAGAAUGUUGCUGUUUGGAUUCAAACUUGUUUAGAUUCAAAAUAGUCACAACAGUUCUUAAAGCUGGGAGGAGCUUUGCUUGUGGGAAGGUCUUGGGUUAUUAAUCCUCCUUUAUUCUCCUGUCUGAAUUCAAGUUCUGUCCCUCAAAAGCCACAUUUUAAACACUGGGAUAGAAUGGUCCCAGUUAGAGCCAUUCCCUGAUCAGUUCUUGGUUUCACAAAUGCAUAUUGGGAUCAUUUUUUCAGCUGUCUCACACCUUCUGGAAGCAUAUCUACUGUUUGUUCUUACUGAGUGAAAGCUUAUAAAAUGAUUUGCUGUUUGCAAAGAUGAUACCAUACAAAAUAAAGUCAUAUAUGAAAUAUUAAAUGCAAAGUCCAGAGGCUUCAGGCACAUUUUAAACUCAGAUGCCUCAUUCUAAAGGGUCUUAUCGCUGCUUUUCAGCUACUUAUUUCUUGGAAGGAACACAUCCUUCUUGGUAAGGAAUGAUUUAGUUUUGCUCCUCCUCAGGUCAAGAGCAGGCUCUUAAUUAAAACAGACUUAACAGCCUGAAGUAUUUCUUAGAAACCAGAGGAAUGUAUUUGGCUGAGUCUUUGCAGAUCUCAACUUCUUUUAGGAGUUUCUCACUUCAAUCACUCGGCAUCCGAAGAAGCCUCUGGCUCUGACUCUGCAAGCCAGUCUGAAAGUGAGCAGGGCAGCGAGUCAAACAGCAGCUCCGAGUCCUCUGAGAGUCAGUCUGAAUCCGAAAGUGAAUCAACGGGUUCCAAAUCCCAGCAGACCCCUCCUGAAACCAAAGAAAAACCAGCCUCUAAGAAGGAAAGGAUAGCAGAUGUUAAAAAGAUGUGGGAAGAAUAUCCUGAUGUUUAUGGGGUUAGGAGGUCAAACCGAAGCAGACAAGAACCGUCACGAUUUAAUAUAAAAGAUGAGGCAAGUAGUGAAUCUGAAAAUGAGAGCCCAAAAAGAAGACGCCAGAAGCAGUUGAAAAGAAAAAUUAAAUGGAAAAGAGAGAUCUCUGCUGGAGAAGAGGAUGAAGAUGGAGGGGAGCAAGGCACCAGUGGAGAGAGCGAGCCUGAACCGAAGAAAAUUAAAGCAAGAAGACCUGUCCAAAGGAGAACAGUGGCUAAAACUGGUGUUAAAAAGCCCCACAAAAUCCAGCGUGGGAAGAGGAAGAAACCAGACUCGUCUGAAGAUGACGAUGAUGACGAAGACGAUGAGACCCCCAAGAGACAAACUCGGCGAAGAGCAGCCAAAAAUGUCAGCUACAAAGAGGAUGACGAUUUUGAGACGGAUUCUGAUGACCUGAUAGAGAUGACUGGGGAAGGAGCUGAUGAACAGCAAGACAACAGUGAAACUAUUGAGAAAGUCUUGGACAUCAGGCUUGGAAAGAAGGGAGCCAUCGGAGCUUCCACCACCGUGUACGUGACCGAGGCCAACGGCAACCCCAGCGCCGACUUCGACCCCGAGAAGGACGAGGGGGAAGUGCAGUACCUGAUCAAAUGGAAGGGCUGGUCCUACAUCCACAGCACCUGGGAGAGCGAGGAGUCCUUGCAGCAGCAGAAAGUGAAGGGCCUGAAAAAGCUGGAAAACUUCAAGAAAAAAGAGGAGGAGAUCAAGCAGUGGCUGGGCAAGGUAUCACCUGAAGAUGUGGAAUAUUUCAACUGCCAACAAGAGCUGGCUUCAGAGCUGAACAAACAGUAUCAAAUAGUGGAGAGGGUAAUUGCUGUGAAGACCAGCAAGUCUGCCACGGGACAUUCAGAUUUCCCAGCAAACAGUCGCAAAACAUCCUCAAACGACCCUGAAUACCUGUGUAAGUGGAUGGGGCUGCCCUAUGCUGAGUGCAGCUGGGAAGAUGAGGCUCUGAUCAGCAAGAAAUUUCAGCACUGCAUUGACAGCUUCAACAGCCGUAACAACUCCAAGACGAUUCCCACCCGGGACUGCAAGGUGCUGAAGCAGAGGCCGAGGUUUGUUGCCCUGAAGAAGCAGCCGCCCUACAUCGGCGGGGAGAACCUGGAGCUGCGGGAUUACCAGCUGGAGGGCCUCAACUGGCUCGCUCACUCCUGGUGCAAGAACAACAGCGUGAUCCUGGCUGAUGAAAUGGGGCUGGGCAAGACAAUUCAGACAAUUUCAUUCCUGUCCUACCUGUUCCAUCAGCACCAGCUCUAUGGCCCUUUCCUGGUGGUCGUGCCCCUGUCCACCCUCACCUCCUGGCAGAGGGAGUUUGAAGUGUGGGCCCCUGAGAUAAACGUGGUGGUUUACAUUGGAGACCUCAUGAGCAGGAACAUGAUCCGUGAAUAUGAGUGGAUCCAUUCUCAGUCUAAAAGACUGAAAUUCAAUGCACUUAUCACAACGUACGAGAUCCUCCUGAAGGAUAAGACUGUUCUGGGAAGCAUUAACUGGGCCUUUCUGGGCGUGGACGAAGCCCACCGGUUGAAGAAUGACGACUCCUUGCUGUACAAAACGUUGAUUGAUUUCAAGUCCAACCACAGGCUGCUGAUCACUGGCACGCCACUUCAAAACUCACUCAAGGAGCUCUGGUCCCUGCUGCACUUCAUCAUGCCAGAGAAGUUUGAGUUCUGGGAGGACUUUGAGGAGGAUCAUGGUAAAGGUAGAGAGAAUGGCUACCAGAGUCUUCACAAAGUCCUGGAGCCGUUUCUGCUGCGCAGAGUGAAGAAGGAUGUGGAGAAAUCUUUGCCAGCCAAAGUGGAGCAGAUCCUCCGGGUGGAAAUGUCUGCUCUGCAGAAGCAGUAUUACAAGUGGAUUUUGACAAGAAACUACAAAGCUCUUUCAAAGGGAACAAGGGGAAGCACAUCUGGUUUCCUGAAUAUUGUGAUGGAAUUGAAAAAGUGCUGCAACCAUUGCUACCUUAUCAAACCUCCUGAGGAAAAUGAGAGAGAGAAUGGCCUUGAGACUCUGCAGUCUUUGAUCAGGAGCAGUGGAAAGCUGAUUCUCUUGGACAAGCUGCUGACCAGGCUGCGGGAGAGAGGCAACAGAGUGCUGAUCUUCUCCCAGAUGGUGAGGAUGCUGGACAUCUUGGCAGAGUACCUGACUAUCAAACACUACCCUUUUCAGCGCUUGGACGGCUCCAUCAAGGGCGAGAUCCGGAAGCAGGCGCUGGAUCACUUCAACGCCGACGGCUCCGAGGACUUCUGUUUCUUGUUGUCAACACGAGCUGGAGGGCUGGGAAUUAAUUUGGCCUCUGCUGAUACUGUUGUUAUCUUUGACUCGGACUGGAACCCCCAGAAUGAUCUUCAGGCUCAGGCCCGAGCUCAUCGGAUUGGGCAAAAGAAGCAGGUGAAUAUUUACCGCCUGGUCACAAAGGGGACAGUGGAGGAAGAGAUCAUUGAGAGAGCCAAGAAGAAGAUGGUGCUGGAUCAUUUGGUCAUCCAGCGUAUGGACACCACUGGCCGGACUGUGCUGGACAACAACUCUGGGAGAUCCAACUCAAAUCCCUUCAACAAGGAGGAGCUGACAGCUAUUUUGAAGUUUGGAGCUGAAGAUCUUUUCAAGGAGCUUGAAGGGGAAGAGUCAGAGCCUCAGGAGAUGGACAUCGAUGAGAUUCUGCGUCUGGCCGAAACACGGGAGAAUGAGGUGUCCACCAGUGCCACGGACGAGCUGCUCUCACAGUUCAAGGUUGCCAACUUUGCAACCAUGGAAGAGGAAGAGACAGAGCUGGAUGAGCGGUCCCAGAAGGACUGGGAUGAUAUCAUUCCAGAAGAGCAGAGGAAAAAGGUGGAAGAGGAAGAAAGGCAGAAAGAAUUGGAGGAAAUCUACAUGCUGCCUCGAAUCCGGAGCUCAACUAAAAAGGCUCAGACAAAUGACAGUGAAUCUGAUGCAGAGACCAAGAGAAGGCUUCAGAGGUCAUCUGGGUCAGAGAGCGAGACCGACGACACCGACGACGAGAAGAGACCGAAGCGCCGGGGACGCCCUCGCAGUGUCAGAAAGGACACUGUGGAGGGAUUUACUGAUGCUGAAAUCAGGAGGUUUAUCAAGGCUUACAAGAAGUUUGGAUUGCCUCUUGAACGGUUGGAGUGCAUUGCCCGGGAUGCUGAGCUGGUGGAUAAGUCUGUGGCUGACCUGAAGCGGUUAGGGGAGCUCAUCCACAACAGCUGUGUGUCAGCAAUGCAGGAAUAUGAGGAGCAGCUGAAGGAAAAUCCAGCAGAAGGGAAAGGACCUGGGAAGAGACGAGGUCCUACCAUCAAGAUUUCUGGUGUCCAAGUCAAUGUGAAAUCCAUCAUCCAGCAUGAAGAGGAGUUUGAAAUGCUGCACAAAUCCAUCCCCUCAGACCCAGAGGAAAGGAAGAAGUACCGCCUGACGUGCCGUGUCAAAGCUGCUCAUUUUGAUGUAGACUGGGGAGUGGAGGAGGAUUCUCGCUUGUUAGUGGGAAUUUACGAGCAUGGUUAUGGAAACUGGGAGCUAAUUAAAACAGAUCCGGAGUUGAAGUUGUCUGAUAAGAUCCUGCCUGUUGAGACAGAUAAGAAACCUCAGGGAAAACAGCUUCAGACCCGAGUUGAUUAUCUACUGAAACUGCUGAAAAAAGAUCUGGACAAGAAAGAAAACAUGAAAGAUGGGGAAGAGGGCAAGCUAAAGAAGAGGAAACCACGAGUAAAGAAAGAGAACAAGGCUCCCAAAGUCAAGGAUGAGCAUGGGAAUGAACUCUCCUCUCCUCGGCACUCAGACAACCAGUCAGAAGAAGGUGAAGUCAAGGAGGAUGGCUUGGACAAGAGCCCAGUGAAAAAGAAACAAAAGAAGAAAGAGAACAAAGAGAACAAGGAAAAACAGACAUCCUCUAAGAAAGAAAAGGAAAGUGAUAAAGAGAAAAAGAAGACAAGAGACAAGAAAGAGAAGCCUAAAGGUGGCGAGGCCAAAUCUGGAAGUAAAGGGAAGAGAUCACAAGGUCCCGUCCACAUCACUGCAGGGAGCGAGCCCAUCCCCAUUGGAGAAGAUGAGGAUGAUGAUCUGGACCAAGAGACAUUCAGCAUAUGCAAGGAAAGGAUGAGACCAGUCAAAAAAGCACUGAAGCAACUUGAUAAGCCUGACAAGGGACUGACAGUUCAAGAACAGCUGGAGCACACACGCAACUGCCUCCUAAAAAUCGGUGAUCGCAUCUCUGAGUGCCUUAAAGCCUACACUGACCAGGAUCACAUCAAGCUAUGGAGAAGGAACCUAUGGAUAUUUGUAUCAAAAUUUACAGAAUUUGAUGCCAGAAAACUACACAAACUCUACAAGAUGGCUCAUAAGAAAAGAUCACAGGAAGAGGAGGAGCAGAAGAAGAAGGAGGACAUGUCCAGCAUGAAGAAGCCGUUCCGCCCAGAGCCCUCGGGCUCCAGCCGCGACUCCGUCAUGUCCCAGUCCCACGUGCCUCACAAUCCUCACUCCCAGAAGAUGCACAUGCCCCCUUCCCACACCCAGCAGCAGAUGCACGGGCACCCACGGGACAACUACGGCCAUCCCAACAAGAGACAUUUCAGCAACACAGACCGAGGCGACUGGCAGAGGGAUCGGAAGUUCAACUACGGCGGCAACAGCAACCAGAUGUGGGGCGGGGAGCGGCACCACCAGUACGAGCAGCACUGGUACAAGGAGCACCACUACGGGGAGCGGCGCUCGCGGGGCGACCCCCACCGCAGCUCGGGGAACUACCGGCCGAACAACCUGUCCCGCAAGCGGCCCUACGAGCAGUACGGCAGCGACCGCGACCACCGCGGACACCGCGACUACUACGACAGGCACCACCACGAUUCCAAACGCCGGCGGUCCGACGAUUUCAGGCCUCAGAACUACCACCAGCAGGAUUUCCGGAGGAUGUCGGACCACCGGCCGCCCAUGGGCUACCACGGCCAGGGACCCUCGGACCACUACCGGUCCUUCCACACAGACAAACUGGGCGAUUACAAACAGCCCCUCCCGCCAGCCCACCCCGCCGUCUCGGACCCUCGCUCGCCCCCCUCUCAGAAAUCCCCCCACGACUCCAAGUCACCUCUCGAUCACAGGUCACCUCUGGAUAGGUCAUUGGAACAGAAAAACAAUCCAGAUUAUAACUGGAACAUUCGGAAAGCAUGAAGGGACUGGAGGGGGAAGUGCACGUCUGGGAUACUGGCGUUGAUGUGGCGGUGGCUGCUUUCUCCAAGCCAGCAACGAGAAACUCUGAACAUGCUGCUAUCACCUGGCUGGGUCAAGGAAGAUUUUGGGGGAGUGGGUGGAGGAAGAUUUUCCCUAGUUCUUGAUUCUGGUUUAGAUUCCCGGUUCCUUUCCCCUUUUUUUUUUACCAUUGAACUGUUCUGUCAUGGAACCAGCCUUGCUGCCUCGUUCUUUGUUUUGUUUUUGUUUUCCUCAGUCCAAUGGACCCAAGGGAAUUUUCCCCAGCCAGUAUUUCCUCAGAAGGAGAAGGCAGAUCGAUGCUGCUUAGGAUGGUGCAGAAGGCUGUGUGCCUGCUCUGACUUGAUAUUACGUGACAGAUGCUGCUUUGGGGUUGGGGAUGGGAUUUGUGUGUCACCAGCAUGGGGCAACUGGAGGAUAUAUUCAAGGAGGGACAGGUUGAAAGAGGCACUUGAUGUCCCUGCACAAUGACUCCAAAGGAGCUGGAGCCAUGCUGGUGACAAUCCAUCACUUUCCUGCCCAUGUUAUCAUUUCCAUGUCUUUAUCCAUUUCAAGAAACUGGCUCUGCUUUGAUGCUGUUGUGUCCCCUACAACAGAAGAGGUGGGGGGAUCUUCCUCCCACCUCCAGAGCUGGAACUGGCAAAUCUUGACUCUCUAGGGGUAAGAGGGAUAUGGGAAAAAAAGGCCAACUUCCUUAGCAAAGGCUUAGCUCACUUCUAACCAGCAGGGAAGAAAUUGGGGUGAGAACAGUAUUUCCUCAUGGACAGGGCUCAGAAAUUCAUAACAAAACUCUUCUGGCAUGGGCAGCUUGGGUGGUCCAGGAACUAACAGAUGCUGGCUGGGAGGUGCAGGAUCAAAAGUUGGCUCUGGAGAUCCUGGAACUCCUAAUCUUCCUGCCACUGAAGUCUCUGGUCUUUGGGCAAGUCGUUUCUUUCUGUGCUUCACAAAGCAGUGAUCACAAACCUUUACUGCAACUGAGGGGUAAUGGAUGGUAGAACAAAGUGAAAUAGCAAUCCAGUGAUCAGUGUUCAGGGAAUGGUCACAUUCCUGCUGCCUUUCCAGCAGUCAGCAGUGACUCUGAAUUGCUAAAAGUACCUGCACUUACAGACCUUUUGUUUGUCUAAAUUGGAAAUGAACUGAGGACUUAGCACCUCAGUGAGCAGGGAGAGAAUGAGGAAUUCAGGAUUUGAUCUGUAAAGAUUCUUGGAGCAAAUGUCUUAGAGUCCAGUGUGGCAGAGGGAAAAGCUGUGCAGCCCAGCUCAGUGGACUUCAGGGCAAACCCUCCAAGUAUUCAAACCACAGCAUUUAAUGUAAACCAGUAUCUGGCCUGGACACUGGUGUGGUGAGAGGGUUAGUUGUGCACAUACUGCUGGCCAGAAGCACUUUGGGUGAUUAUUUUUCAGGCUGGAGUUCCCUGGAGCCCACAAAGCUCUCCCAAGAGCCAGGCUUCCCCCAGUGUGGUGCCUGGGGCUGCAUCACCCCAGAGCUCAGUAUUAAAGACCAAGCUGUUCCAGACUCCUGUUGGGUGGGACACAGAAGCUGGGCCUCCUGUUAAGAUGCCAGUAUUUGACCCUACUAAGCUGUGAUAUCCCUUCCCCAAAAGGCUGAGGGCAGGUGGGUGUUCAGGGCUGGCUUCCUGACUCCAGCCAGUGCCUUGGAAGGCGCUUGCAAACUGACACUAAACUCUGCAGUGUGUCCCUGGAAUCUGCUGCCAUCGCUCCUCCCCGUCUCACGGGAACUGUUUCCUUCCCCUUUUGUUUUUGUGUUGCAAGAUUUCCACCAGAUUCGGGGCAGUUUUGUUUCCUUAGAGGCACUGCUGCCCUGGUCAAGUGUUACACUUGUGUUUACCUGUGCAGGGUGAGGUGAAGGCGAGUCUUCCACAGUCCCCCUGGGAGGGGUGGGAGGUGUGGAGAGAGCAGGUUUCUGUGGUGUUUCCCACUAAGCUGUGAUUGCAGGCUGUGGUGUUCAACAAAGAGGUCCUUUCUUUUCAGAGCUAUUAGCUUUUAAUGUGAAAAGGGAAGCAGCCUUGGAGGGGCAAAGAGAAUUGCUCUUUUUGUCAUGGUGGGAAGUUGGUGCCAUACUCGUGUAGCAAAGGCAAUACUGACCAACCAGUGAGAGGGCUGGUGCAGGAAAAUUUGGGUCCCAGCAAGAGGCAUUUUCUGUGUCCAGAUGUGGGGGUUUCUGCUUAUCCCAGGUUCCAGGCACUAGAUUGGUUGGGAUUUCUUCCUUCUUGUGCAUCAGCAAAAGCUUUAUCCAUAUCCACUGUAGAGCUGUCCCCACUGUCACUUCAGCCUGAUGUUGAAGUCACAUCAUGUCCACUCGUGGUGGGUGGGUCUUUGCUGGGUUUGGCUUUAGUGAAGCUGGAGAAGGAGAUUUGGGAGCAAGUCUUCCCUGAGCACACACAGACACACUUAUGCAUUUUAUGUCCCCUCAGCAUAGGGACCAUAACCAAACACAACCACAUGAGUGGGAUCAGAGGGGACACAUCCACAGCCAUAACCUUCCCUGUGGUGUUUGUGUCAGCAUCUGGUACAGCUCUUCCUUCUGAACCAGAUGUGGGAUUCCUUCCAACCUCUGCAGGAAAAAGCAGUAACUUGCUAGGGUUCCAUUAAAAAAAAAAAAUUAAAAAGAA